CCGAAAGCAGUGGGUGCAUUUCUGCCGCAGGGAAGUGAAUACAAAAAACGGGCGAAUUUGUAGCGAACAUUUUCUUCCUGAAGACUUGGAGAAUCAAGUACAAUUCGAAAUGGGAUUUGCAAAAUAUUGGGUACUAAAACCCUGCGCCAUACCCACGACUACCGUGGAAGCCAAACCUCUUUCAACUGUAGCACGAAAUGAUCGGUUUAUACAACGAUCAAACAAAAAAGUAGUUGCGGAGCUACUAUUGGACCGGACCGUUGCUGCAGAAGAAAUUGAGGUUACCGAUACGGUAGAUGCGGUAGAAAGUGAGAAAGUGGAAGAUGCGCCCGAUACCGUGGAGUCUGCAACGUUUACGUGUGCCUCAGAGCAAAUUUUAAUUGAAAAAAUAAAGCAAUUGGAGACCCUCAUUGAUACAUUAAGGCGAGAAAAUUUUACUUUACGUGAGCAACAAUUAAAGCGUGACAAAGAACUGGCUCACCUCCAGAUGCGCGUUAAUAAAGCCGAAUUCGAACACCGAAAUAUUGACGGCCAAAUAAAAAAAUUAAAGGUGCGAAAGCCUACAGAUUGCUAA
This is a messenger RNA of Rhagoletis zephyria (snowberry fruit fly), 574 nucleotides long. RefSeq lists its product as uncharacterized. Lineage: Eukaryota; Metazoa; Arthropoda; Insecta; Diptera; Tephritidae. The record is from RefSeq and is a predicted model, not a curated record.